This is a messenger RNA of Durusdinium trenchii, 4068 nucleotides long. The record is from the annotation of a GenBank genome assembly. Lineage: Eukaryota; Dinophyceae; Suessiales; Symbiodiniaceae.
AUGGAAUCGCUGCUUCCCAAACUGCAUGAGCACUUGAAGUCUUGGGAUGCCUACAACGGCACGCCGGUCUUUGUGUACUUCUACGGCGGCGAGGCGCACCCGCCCUACUACGCCAGCCGCGUGGAGCCGCACGAGCGCGGCUGGGCACCGGACCCACUGAUGGACGUGUUCCUGGCGCUGCACCGGCGGACGGAUCAGGUGGCACGCGAACUGGCUGAGAUUUGGCCACCAAGACCCCGCGUUGAUGGCAAGUGGAAGAAGGAGCACGGCUUAGCUUUCUACCUCGGCGAUCACGGGGAGCAGCUCACUGGCCACGACCCCCCGCCACAUGGGAACUUGGUCUCGCCCGACGUCUCACGCACCUUGCUGGCGCUGGAGGCACGUGCAUGGAAGACCAAGAGCCAUUCCGGUGGUUUGGUGCGGAUGGCUGAUGUGUAUGCCACCGUGGCGCAGGUGGUUGGCAUGGAGAUGAAUGGGCCUCUCUUUUUGGGGCGGAACCUGCUGAGUGCAGCCAACUCAUCACAGCAUGCUGCGAUCUCUUCGUUUUCUUUCUACCGCCCAGGAGACCUGGCUGCCGUGCACUUUGUGGCCGAUGGUGCGCUUUGUAGCGCAGAGUUCCAACGCCGCAACACAGGGUGGUCGCUGCUGCAGGUGGACGCGCUGCAAGAGCCCUUCGGCUCGGGGAAGAGCUUCUCAAGGACGAUGGAGGGGCUGGACAGUUGCCAACGCGAUGCGAUGUCACAGCUGCGUUGGGCCUUAGCACGGCGGCAGCAGACCAACGCCCUCCUGACGGACUUGUUGCAAAAGGUGGGGCUGUGUAGCAAAGUUCAGGAGGAGUUGGCUGCGCGGGGCUUCGCGACUGCCGCGGAGUUGCACUGGACUCUGCAGAGCGGGGCUGAGGAGACGAUUGAUGCUGUGCUGCAGGCGGCUGGGGUAGAUAAGGGCUGUGCGCCUUCUUUGCUCCAGUGCUUGGAAGCGGGCCGCUUGCGGCGUCUCUUGGCUAUGUGCACAAAAGUAUGCAAUGACGCUGGUGAUCAGGCGCCAGUGGUUUCGGAUGCAGCAGGGACGAGCUUGUUGGGUCUCUCAGUGGGCCCGCAGCUGGAUGCGGCUCAGUUGGCAGAGUUGUGGAAGAAGUUUGCGGCGGACUACCCAUCAGAGUGCUUGGAAGCGGAUGGGCAGCCCUGCAAGCAAUUGCUGCAGCAGAUCGCGCUCCAAAAGCGGAAUGGGGAGUUGAAGUUUAUCCCUUGGAAGCAAAUCUUGAGCGUUGUGCAAUACGAUCGUUCCCGCCAGUCCUGCUCCCACUCUAAGGAGAAGUCUCUCCUGGGCCUUUUGGCGGAUGUGACAGGACAUGUUGACGCCUUGGAAGCUGACGUGUCUUCCUCCCCCUUCGCUGUGCAGAAGGUUUUGUCGCUGCGCAGUGUGGCGUGGGCGUUGCUGGAUUGGUGCCAUUUGUCGUCGGGCAAAAUGCUUGUCAACAAGUUCAUGCUGCUGUAUCAUCGCGUUGGGUUGGCUGAUGUGGGGAUGCGCCCCCCAAACCUUGCAGAGGCCGAGUUUGCGGAUGCGGAACUCUGCCGUCAACUGCAGGAUUUGAUGAGCAAGGGCAAUGAUUUGGACAGGGCUAUUUAUGAGGCAGUUGUGGUGCGAGACAGUUUGCGAUUGUGGCUGCAGCCGCGCCUCAAAGCUCCAGCAGAGAAGGGAAGGGUCUUUGUUGGAGCUUCCAAGAAGGCAAAUGCACUAUGCGCGACGAAUGCAAGUUUAAGCAUCACUGUGAUCAUUGCGGCUCUGCUGAACAUGGGCGGCAUGCGUGCGCGAAGCUUUUACGGGGGUGGUCUGUCGAGCACUCUGGAUUGGCAAGUGCCUCCGCCUGGAGCUUUGCGGGACCCAUUGUCUGCGGUGCGCAAAGCAAUUUGGUCUUCCAUGCCGAAAGAUGCUUGCUGCCGGGCGGCCGCGCUGUGUGGCAAGACCUUGGAGCAUCCGUUCUUCACUGACUCAGAGGUGCAUUUGAUGCAAGUGGCCGUUUGUUCAGCCUUGGGUAUCGAUUCGGCUUGGGCAUUGGAGUCCUUUGAACUCACUCCGUACAAGUUCAAUCUGCUGGAAAGUUUGGCUCUGCGUAUGGAUGAUCCAGAUGUUGCUCUGUGCAAAGUGCUUCGGCGCGGGGCGCCUACGGGAGUACGGGAGCCAAUCCCUGCAUCUGGUGUUUGGCCACCUUGUUCUGGCAAAUGGGGUGACGAGGUGGCUGAGGCUUGCGAUUUGUUCUGGUGCACCUCCAAUCACAUUUCUGCGGAACAGGAGCCGGCUAAAGUUCGCGCUUUAGUCCAGAAAGAAGUGGACCUGGGUUAUUUGGUACACAUUGCAGGGGGGAUGUCGGCAGUACAACAGCGAUUCCCGGAUGGUUCCUUGGCAAUUGGCAAGCUGGGGCUCGUGACGUGCGCUGGAAAAGAAGACCGGCUCAUUGGCGACUCCCGCGCCAGUGGGGCGAGCCCGGCAGCCAGAUUCCUUGAGCGGGCGGAGGUGCCUUCGCUUUUCUUGUUCACUGCUGCGCUGAACAGGUUCGCCGCUUGGCGAGGUGUGGCGGUGGACCCCAAAGAGUGGGUGUUGUUCAGCGUGGACAUCAAGGGGGCUCACAAAUCUAUUCGUACGGCCGCUGAAGAUGUGGGCUUUUCGGUAUUCUCACUUGAAGGAGAAUUCUACGCAUACGUGGUCAACCACUUCGGGGCCGCGUGGUCGGCGUAUUGGUGGUCAAGGCUUUCUGCUUUGCUGUUACGAACCAUACACUUCCUGGUGCGCCACCGCCACCUGGGGGCGGUUUAUGUGGAUGAUUUUCUAUUCCUCCUGCCGCGGGGGGCGUUCGCGAUGCUGGUGGUGCUGGUGCUGGCUAUUUUGCAAAUCUUGGCUGUGCCAUUGUCCUGGCGUAAACUGGCAUUGGGUUCCGAGUUGACCUAUUUGGGGUGGCAGUUGUCCUUGCAUUCUGGUUUCUGGGCGUCCUUGCCGGAAAGCAAGCAAGCGAAGGUGCUUAGGGAGCUGGCUUGGUGGAGGUUGCAUCCGCGACGGGUGCCUCGGAAGAAGCUCUCUCAGCUCUUGGGGUUUCUGCUUUGGGCGACUCAAGUGCGGCUCGCAUUGCGAGCUUUCCUUGCGCCUCUCUUUAUCAAGCUGAACAAGCCAGGGUCACGCUUGCAGUGUCUGAGUUUGGGGCAAUUAGAAGAGCUGGCCAUGAUCCUGGGGGACGGGCUGGUAGUCCAGUCUGCUGCUGCAAGAAGCGAUAUUCAAAAGGGGUGGCGUUUGCGCGCUGUGGGUGGCAAGACAGUUGAUUGUGUCAUCAAUGCGCGUCGUCUGCUGCAACAGCCCCGAACGAUCACGGGCAAGAUUUGGGUCCGGUUUUCGGCAUGGACUCCCUGUGUGGAUCUGGAUCCGGUUUCGUUGUCCUCGUUGCACACUUUACAGCGGGUGUUUUGCACCAACAGUUUCUCUUGGGCCGGUGAGAGGGUGGCUGAGGACGCUGCGGCGGAUGCCUGGGCCGGGUCUGCUCUCUCCGGCAUAGGAGGUUGGUUUCGUGCCUUGGAGUCAAACAAACUGUUUUGGUUCCACCUGGAAAUUGAGCAGGGCCAAUUACCCGAUCUUUGGCAGUGGCCGGAAAAGAUGCAAGCAGCUAUAUGUGCUCUGGAGCUUUUAGCGCAGCUGGCUCUGGUUCUGGCUCGCGCAAAGGUUGAUGGGAACGCACAGUUGCAUUGUGUGCGCUUGCGGCAAUAUGGCGACAACAUGCCAGUGGUCGCGGCUUGCAGUAAGGGCUUGUCCACUGCGCCGCCGCUGUGCUUUGCGCUGAUGGCCUUGGCUUUUGCGGCUUUGGAGCUACAAGUGGCCUUGGAGCUGUCCCAUGUGGCAGGCGAGCGGAAUGAAGAGGCUGACUUGCUAAGUCGUUUGAACCACCCAGAAGCGAAGCCAUGGCCCUUGGUCAUGAGGGCCAAGUUCCCUGAAGCAAAUCGGGUGCGUAUCACCUUGGCGGACGUGCUGGCCCCGUGGUACAAGUUCAUGCAGCGACCAAGUUCGCUAAUUGAAUUCGACCGUCCUUAG